GAGAGAAGAAGAAAAGAUUUAAAGCACCACGUGUAACGGUGUAAUUAAGGAUAAGCGACAACAACCCACCUAGGCUUCUCCUCCCUCUUCCCCUUACUAAUUAAAUAAAUAAAAAUGAAUAAUAAUAUUAAACUAAAAAAAACCCCAAUUUCCACUCAAAUCCCCUUGGCCCAGCCUAGAGUUUCAUCCAAUCUCUUCUUCUCUCGCUCCUGGCGGUUUUUGGUUUUUCGGAUCCACUUGGUUUUUUCUCGAUUUGCACAAGGUAUUAGUUAAAGAAAGACCUAAGGAGUUCGAAGGACUAGAGUAGGAUUCUAUACUCUUAAAGAUUUGUGAGAGUGAGAAAGAGGAUGAGUGGCCGAAACACUCAUUGGUGCUACAGAUGUAGACGGCCAAUUCGACUGCGAGGGCGAGAUGCCGUUUGCCCCAGCUGUGAUUGUGGAUUUAUUGAAAAACUUGAUGAUAUUGUGCCAGCCAAUCCAGUCGAUUUGUUUGAUCUGGAUAGUGAGGGUGACCGUGAUCGGCGAUUCCAACUAUUGGAUUCUAUCUCAACGUUUAUGAGGCAACGGAUGGUUGACAGAAGCGAUAGACUAGAUCUAGUUCCUGAACAUAACCCAGGGGUUGGUCCUUUGUUAAUCUUUGGUGGACAGAUUCCUUUUAGGUUGUCCGGAAACGGUGGGUUCGAAUCUCUUUUUAGUGGGACUCCUGGCAUUGGUGUAACACGUGGUAAUGUUGGCGAUUAUUUUAUUGGCCCUGGGCUUGAAGAACUACUUGAGCAGCUUUCAACUAAUGACCGACGACGAGGCCCUCCCCCAGCAGCCAGAUCAUUAAUAGAUGCCAUGCCAACUAUCAAGAUAUCUAGUAGGCAUCUUCGUUCUGAUUCACACUGUCCUGUAUGCAAAGAUAAAUUUGAGCUGGGAUCUGAAGCGAGGCAAAUGCCAUGUGACCACUUGUAUCACUCGGACUGCAUUAUACCAUGGUUGAGCCAGCACAACUCUUGCCCUGUUUGCCGCCAAGAACUGCCAGCUCAAGGACUUAAUAACGCCAGGAGCUCAACUAAUCGAAACAGCAGCAGCAGCAGCAACACCAGUGAAAGGGAAAACAUUAGAACAAAUAAUGGAAGGAGACAUCCAUUGUCAUAUCUGUGGCCAUUUCGCUCUAGUUCUAGUUCUAGCUCCAACCGUAACACGAGAGCUAGAACUAGCUCCCCAACUAUGCGUGAAAAUAAUUACUAGAUGGGGUAUACUGGAUGGCCAUUUGACGAAAACUAAUUUUUCAGGAGCAUUAACUGCUCAUCACAAGUGAUCAGAUUUUAGGACCCUGAAGACUACCUGUUUGAUGUUUUAAAUGCGAAUGAAAAUUAUUGGAAUGCUUUUCAUGUAAAGUCUACUUCUCUUUUGAUUGUAUGUACUUCGAAUAAAAUGCUUUCGUUAUAUGUUC
This is a messenger RNA of Cannabis sativa, 1437 nucleotides long. Its product is annotated as probable E3 ubiquitin-protein ligase RHC1A. Gene Ontology annotation, biological process: protein ubiquitination. Lineage: Eukaryota; Viridiplantae; Streptophyta; Magnoliopsida; Rosales; Cannabaceae. The record is from RefSeq and is a predicted model, not a curated record. The transcript has 2 exons. Bases 348 to 1232 code for a protein of 294 amino acids. Gene Ontology annotation, cellular component: cytoplasm. Gene Ontology annotation, molecular function: ubiquitin protein ligase activity.